CUAAUCGCAGCUGCAAUCAUCUUUAGUGGUGGCUGCUACGAGAAGUUUGCGUCGUUCGCGAAAUUUCUCAAACUGGCCUUCAUUGGGCAUAGCCUGUUCUUCCGCCACCAGAAGUCGACCAUUCUUCCCGUCAUACGAGCCGCUUGGACCAGGGAGAAAAUGCGUGUCUGGAACCUGUUACAAGGUAGGCUGCGUGUACAAUGUAAUGUAAUGUAAUCAAGUAGUUAUUAGUUUUGCUCCAAGUAAUAAUACCGUUAUUUGGGUGGUGCUAAAUUCUGGUAGACAUUCGGGAGGGUGACUGUGUAUCUGUACUAUGGAUCUGUGUUCCUUCUCUUCUAGGUCGCAAACUUGUGUUGUGCGGUGACGGGCGAUGCGAUAGCCCUGGCUAUUCCGCAAAAUUUGGCACAUACACCUUCCUGGAUGCCGAGACUAACCUGCUAGUCGAUUUCGAAGUGGUGGAGUGCACAGAGACUAACAGCUCUGUAGCAAUGGAGAAGGCCGGAUUUAUCAGGGUUCUUGAUCGCUGCAAGGAAGCCCUGGCUGUCGAUGUCGUCGUGACGGACAGAAGCCCGUCCAUCAAGGCAACUAUCCGCGACCAGUACCCUGGCAUAUGCCACCAAUUUGAUGUGUGGCACUUUGCCAAGAAUGUGGCCAGCAAGCUGCGGUCUGCUUGCCAUCGCAAGAGCCAUGCCCCGCUAUUGGCUUGGAUUCCCGCCAUAAUUAGCCACUUCUGGUGGUGUUGUAGUAACUGUGACGGCAGUGCUGACUUGCUGAAAGAACGUUGGCAGUCAGUGCUGUACCACGUCUGCAACACCCACGCAUGGACGGGAGGGCAGCUGUGCAGCACUUGUGCACAUUCUGCAUUGAGCAGCGAAGAUGAACGAGCCAUCAAAUGGAUCAAAGCUGAUUCAGAACCUUACAAAGCAUUGAAAGGCAUCCUUUUGGACAAGAAACUCCUCAAAGACAUGGACAAGUUGACCAAAUUUUGCCACACCGGAAGUUUGGAGGUAUAUCAUAGCGUCAUGACCAAGUACAUUCCCAAACGCAUUCACUUCUCAAUUCUGGGCAUGAUUGUACGCACACAGCUCGCGGCACUUGACCACAACUUCAAUGUCAACCGUCACCAUAGCAAAGCCAAAAAGACCGGGGAAGGAAGGUACAAGGUUCAAUUCUCAAGGCACAAAGGAGAUUACGUGGCCAAAAAGAUAUAUGACAGAAAGAGCUAUGCGUACGUGGACAAACUAAUGUGUGACGUUGUGGCGGUUGCACAUGGCGAGCUUGAUGUCCCUGCCUUGGAGAAGCGCGUCUCCCUGCCGAUUUCCAGGCGAAACCCUCCUGAGAAGGCUGAGGUGGUGGCAAAGUUGACAUCUAGAUUGGAAAAGAAAAAAGCCUAAGGAUUAGGAUAUCUUUGCCUGAUGGUGUUGACAACGCAGGCUGGAAUUCGACAACGAACGUGCUUGCCCAGCUUUCCAUGUACAUACAAUGUGUACUGCC
Messenger RNA from Sycon ciliatum, 1494 nucleotides. RefSeq lists its product as uncharacterized. The record is from RefSeq and is a predicted model, not a curated record. The transcript is spliced from 4 exons. Lineage: Eukaryota; Metazoa; Porifera; Calcarea; Leucosolenida; Sycettidae. Bases 489 to 1394 code for a protein of 301 amino acids.